AUGAUUGGACUUCCAUUGGAUAGUGAUUCCACAAGCAAAAGAAAAAAGUACUCCAUUGUUGGAGGUUUAACCUUCAUCAUCUUGUUAAUUGUCUUCUUUUCAACAAAUUUAUUCAAUUAUUUCAAAAUUGCCAUAACCCCAAUCCCGGGAAAAGACUCCAAAAUCUGCCCUUUGCAAAACCCAAUUGCUCCUCCUUCAUUCCACAAGGACAAUUCCUCAGUAUUGGACAUUUUAUACGGUUCAAAGUAUAGAGAACAGUCAAUUGAGAGAUUAUCGGGAGCUAUUCAAGUUGAUACCCAAAUUUUUGACAACCAGCCUGAUGUGGAUGAAGCACCGGAGGUAUGGGCUAAAUUUAAGAAGUUCCACAAGUAUUUGCAAUCUACUUUCCCUUUGAUUUAUGAAAACUUGGACGUCACCACGGUUAAUACUUAUGGGUUGGUGUACACCUGGAAAGGAUCCAAGAAGGAUCUUAAGCCAGUUUUGUUAACUGCUCAUCAAGAUACUGUGCCCAUUCAGAAAGAUACUUUAGAUAAGUGGACUUAUCCACCAUUGGAAGGUCAUUAUGAUGGUAAAUACAUUUACGGCAGAGGUGCUUCUGAUUGCAAAAACACCUUGAUUGCCAUUUUGGAAACAUUGGAACUCUUGCUCAAACAAGGCUAUAAUCCAAGUAGAACCAUAAUUGCUGCAUUUGGAUUUGAUGAAGAAGCUUCAGGAGUCCGCGGUGCUGCUUCCAUCGGCAAAUACUUGGAAGAGAAAUUGGGCAAAGAUUCCGUAUAUGCCAUUAUCGAUGAGGGUCCAGGCUUAACCACUGAUGCGUUAACCGAUACUAUUAUUGCUGUUCCAGCUACAGGUGAAAAGGGCUACACUGACAUUCACGUGGAAUUGAUUACUCCUGGUGGCCACUCAUCCAUCCCACCUGACCAUACAUCAAUUGGAAUUAUGUCUGAAUUAGGAUACAUCAUUGAAAAGGAUCCUUAUGAAUCUAUUUUGACUAAGAAGAACCCGAUUUUCCAAUACUUCCAAUGCGUCGCUGUCCAUGACCCCAAGGAUAAGAUCCCAAAGACUUUUAAGAAGAUUAUAUUGAGGUCUGGAUUUGACAAGUUUGCAAAUUCGAAAUUAGUGGCUAAGAUUUCUGAAAACAAAUUGUUGAAGUAUUUAAUUAGAACAUCGCAAGCUUUAGAUAUUAUUAAAGGUGGUGAAAAGGUCAAUGCGUUACCUGAAGAUACAAAGUUGGCAGUUAACCAUCGUGUUGCUAUUGAAUCUAACGUCGCUGCUGUCAAACACCACUUCACUCAACGUGUAAUUGAGGUUGCCAAGAGACAUGGCUUAAAAGUGACCUCUUUUGGAAAAACUGUUUAUGAACCCGAAGGAACUGAAUAUGCCGGAGAAUUCAAAGUAACUGGUGAUGCCGGUUUGGAGUCUGCGCCUAUUUCACCUACUGAUGACAAUGUAUGGGCAUAUUUGUCUGGUGUUACAAGACACGUUUUUGAAGAUUUGGUUUAUACCAACUUGACAUAUCCAAUUGUGUCUGCUCCAGCAAUUAUGUCGGGUAACACUGAUACUAGAUACUACUGGAACUUGACGAGAAAUAUCUUUAGAUACUCACCAUUUUAUGUUUUCAAUAUUGUGGGUAGUGGUGUUCAUUCGGUCGAUGAGCGAUUGCAAUUCGAUGGACAUUUGCAAUUACAUGCUUGGUUCUAUGAAUAUUUGCAAGCUAUUGAUACUGCAAAAGCAAAUAAUUAG
Lodderomyces margitis is the source of this 1743-nucleotide messenger RNA. RefSeq names its product Gly-Xaa carboxypeptidase. The record is from RefSeq and is a predicted model, not a curated record. Gene Ontology annotation, cellular component: fungal-type vacuole lumen. Bases 1 to 1743 code for a protein of 580 amino acids. The transcript has a single exon. Gene Ontology annotation, molecular function: metallocarboxypeptidase activity. NCBI's taxonomy places the organism in Eukaryota, Fungi, Ascomycota, Pichiomycetes, Serinales, Debaryomycetaceae.